AUGUUUGGAAAAAUCCAGACGUAUAUCGAACGAGUACUUGUAAUUUCUUUGGUGUUCCACAUGAAUUUUGUGACUGGAAAUUGCAAAAACACAACCCUGAAGCUGUUUGAUGACCAAAUACACGCUAUACAAAAGUCUGUGAGAACCAUUGUAGAGGAUGGUUCCUGUGGCAACAAAAAUAUUCCCGUGGGUUUUCAUGCAUAUAUGGGGUCAACAAAAGCAAUCGCAAAGGGUGUUGUGUGGGUGUAUGAUAAAAUAGUCAUUAACACCCACAAUGCAUAUAGCGGCACUACGGGAAAGUUCACCACACCGGAGCAAGGACUGUACAUGUUCUCUUAUGACACACAAAGCGACCCGGGAAAAAUGUCACAUACCGGUCUCCAUGUCAACGGGAAGAUCAGAAGUUGGCAAGGUUGUAACAACUAUGGUGGUAAACAUCAGGGGUUUACAUGUAGCAACACCGCGAUCCUUCUGCUUCAGAAAGGCGAUGUGGUUUAUGUUGAAGACCAUCUUGCAGCUGCUACCAUAAGAGGAUUGUAUUCAGAUUUCAGUGGGGCUAAACUCAACUAGGUGAAAUCAGAUAUGUAUAUGUUGCAUUAAUCUAUGGAAAA
Molecule: messenger RNA, 611 nt
Organism: Magallana angulata
Lineage: Eukaryota; Metazoa; Mollusca; Bivalvia; Ostreida; Ostreidae
Product: complement C1q-like protein 4
Exons: 3
Coding region: 1-570 (189 amino acids)
Molecular function (GO): protein binding
Source: RefSeq, a predicted model, not a curated record